AUGUGGAGCGACGGUCGCACGACAAAUAUUGCCUCGUGUGCGGCGGUCUUUACCAACUCUCACGACAUAUCCAGCGUCGAGGAAACGUACGAGCAGCAUCGAGGAAGUUACGAACAGGAAGGGCAUAACGAGGAGGGGGCCAAUCUCGGUGGUCGGGAGAAUCCCGGAACAGGCUCAUCUCUUGGAUUUGGUUUGGAAGAAAUAGGCAUACCAGGAAGAGAGUUCUUGCGGGAAGCUCUAACAAACUGUGGUGAUCCUUUGAAGGCCAUUGAAGAGUUUCAGAUGGAAAAUGGCAUUCUCCUUCCAUCUCUUCGGCCAAUGCUUCCUCUUCUUGACUUGCAUGGAUUGCGUAGAUAUGAAUUUCACCAAUCUGUGAUGGAGGAUUUGCGUGAGAAACUCUUGAGUCGUAUCUCUGAAGUUGGCCAACAGGAUACUCCUGAAAAAGAUGACAAGCUUCAUGAACUUCUCACAAAGAGUUUCCCUGUGAUCAAGAUCGAAGGACUUCGCCCUGUUGUAAUGACAAUCUUGAAGUACAUGAAUCAAGUGCCUCCCCAAUACCUCAAAGUCUUGGUGAACGACAAGGAGUUGUAUAAUGACUGUGAAAUUGAAGUAAAGAGGCAGAUCUGGCAAGAUAAUCAGUCUCUUUUUGGUGAUGAGGUUUCACCACUGUUGAGUCAGUAUAUUCGUGAGAAGGAGGAUGUUCUCUAUGACCAUGAGAAUCUCACAAACCUCUUCUUCAAUGCCUCACCAAAGGUCAGGAGACAAGGAAAAGUGGUUCAAAAGUUGACUGAGAUGAUUGGGAAAAAUAUUCGUCUUUAUGACAUGGUCCUCCAGUUCUUGAGAACCCUUUUUCUUCGAACAAGAAAUGUUCAUUAUUGCACACUGCGAGCUGAACUCUUGAUGGCCCUUCAUGAUCUUGAGAUACAAGAUAUAACAGCAAUUGACCCUUGCCACAAAUUCACUUGGUGCUUGGAUGCUUGUAUUCGAGAGAAGAAUGUUGAUCCAAAGCGAUCUCGAGAAUUGCAGUCAUUCCUUGAUGGCAUGCGGCAUGGCCAGGAAGAAGUACUGGGAGAUAUUGCCAUGGUCCUGUGUGAUCCAUAUUCCAUCCAUUUCUUGUGUACAUCUUCUCUGAAGAUUAUCCACCACUGUAUCAACAAUGAACAGCUACCUAGAGACAAUCUCAUUUUGAUUCUCCUCUUGAGAAUCUUGGCUAUUGGUCUUCAAGCUUGGGACAUGAUUGACAGUCAGAUGUUUCGUGAACCAAAACUAGAUGUCCACGUUGUCACAAAAUUUCUUCCAGCCCUCAUGUCCCUGAUUGUUGAUGAUCAAGUCAGAGCACUUAAUUCAAGGCUUCCUCCAGAUGAAAGAGAGUCUGCCAUUACCAUUAUUGAACACUCUGGUCCUGCACCAGAUGCUUAUGCUGCAUAUAUUCAAGACAAUGGAGUUUCAGCAGAGCUAGGCAUGUACUACACUUUGCAAGUGGCCAAACAAAAAGACAGAGUAGGCCUGAUGAAUACUCUUGGUGCUUUAUCUACUUCAGCUGCUGGAAGGGCAUAUGAAGAUACCUUCCUGCACUCUUUGGUUGCUCUCUUGAUCCCAAUGGCAGAAGAAUUUGCUGCAGAAGAUUUCUGUACUGCAGUGUUUGAUGAAUUCUUUUGUACCAACCUGGGGAAGGAAAAUGUAUGCCGGCAUCUCUUGAAAUUGGUGUGCAUAUAUGAUCUCUGCUUCAAACCAGAUGGAACUCAGCUUAUAGUUGCUGCAGGAAACAGGGUAUUGGUGUAUGAUGCCAGUGAUGGCUCUCUUCUUCAGCCCCUUAAAGGACACAAGGAUACUGUUGUUUGUGUCAGCUAUGCCAAGGAUGGAAAACGGUUUGCAUCUGGUAGUUUGGAUAAACAUGUGAUAAUCUGGACAUCCAAGUUGGAAGGGAUACUCAAGUAUUCGCACAAUGAUGCACUUCAAUGUCUGGCAUACAACCCAAUUUCUCAUCAGUUGGCAUCCUGUGCAUUGAGUGACUUUGGGCUCUGGUCCCCUGAGCAGAAGAAUGUCAGUAAAACAAAAGUUAAUAGUCGAAUCAAUGCCUGUGCAUGGACUAAUGAUGGUCAGUUUCUUGCACUUGGUCAUGGAAAUGGAGUUGUGUCCAUACGAAACAAGAUUGGAAAGGAACGUCCUAUAGGAUUUGAUCCGUGCUGCUUGAGCUUCUUCCCGCAUGGUGAAUAUAUCCUUGUUGGAGGAUCAAAUAAAGGCUGCCUCUUGUAUACAAAGGAAGGAAUCAAGCUGGGAGCAAUUGGUGAACAACAAUCAUGGGUCUGGUGUGCAAAAGCAAAGCCAGAUUCUAAUUUUGUUCUUGUGGGGUACCCAGCACCCCAACUUUGCCUUCUUGCCAAGCUCAGCCAGAUGAUGAAGGAUAGUUGUAUGGGAGACACCCAGCAAGUCCGCAAGCUCUCGCGAUGUUUGCCGGUUGUUGGCCUCCAGUGCCUCCUGCAAGGCAGAGUUAUCAAACUCCGAAGGACGACCGGUGCGUGGCUGGUCUUCCAGGCUUUCAUUUCCUUUCUGGAAGCGACUGUACCAAUCAUAGGCAGUGCUCUUGGACACAGUGUCCGGGCCAAACGCGGUAUUGAUGUCAGCGAUGGAAUUGGCUGCCUUCUUCUCGAUUCGGAAGUCAUAAAGAAGAAGCAGGCGAACUUGCUCCUUAGUAAGAGGGAGAGACGACUGCAAUGCCUAUUGCUGUCUGGAGCCAAAGAGCGAGAAUGGCAGUUGGACUCUCCCAUCAGGUACAUCAAAGUCAUUGGAGGUCCUCCAGGGAAAGAAGGUCUCUUGCUGGGCCUCAAAAGUGGACAGGUGCUGAAGAUUUUCGUGGACAACCAAUUUCCUGUUCCUCUACUCAAGGCACCCUCAUCUGUGCGUUGUUUGGACCUGAGCAUGUCACGAAAAAAACUGGCCCUGGUAGAUGAUAAUAACAAGUGUCUUGUGUAUAACAUUGAUACCAAAGAACUGCUUUUUCAGGAGCCAUCUGCAAACAGUGUUGCUUGGAAUUCUCAAUGUGAAGAUCUCCUUUGUUUCUCAGGAAAUAAUCAACUGACUAUCAAAGCAUGUGAUUACCCUGGACAUACACAGAAGCUGAAUGGGUUUGUUGUGGGAUUCGCAGGAUCUCGAAUCUUCUGCCUUCAUGUUUACAACAUGGAGACCAUGGAGAUUCCGCUUUCUGCUGCUUUGUAUCAAUUCAUUGAAAGGAAGCAUUUUGAGAAGGCAUAUGAAGUAGCUUGUCUUGGCAUCACUGAGGGAGAUUGGCAUACUUUGGCUCAUGCAGCACUUGAAGGCUUGCAUAUUCCCAUUGCAAAGAAGAGCUUCACUCACAUUAGAGACCUCAUCUAUCUUGAUCUCAUCUCUUCAAUUGAGAAUGAGUAUAGACCUACAUCAGGGAAGAGAGGUGAAACACCUUUGAAGGGAAGUGACACCUUUCUAGCUCAAGUAUUAGCCUAUAAAGGCAAAUUUGCUGAUGCAGCAAAGCUUUUCAAAAAAGCUAGUCAGGAGCAGAAAGCUUUGGAGAUGUACACAGACCUUCGAAUGUUCGACUUGGCUCAAGAAUAUGUUGGUUCUGGUGAAGGAAUUGAUCAGAGGCAGUUGAUCAAGAAGAAAGCAGAGUGGGCCAAGAAUAUAAAUGAACCCAGGGCUGCUGCUGAGAUGUAUCUGAGUGCAGGAGAGACUCUCAAAGCCAUUGAAAUCAUAGGAGAGCAUGGCUGGGUGGACAUGCUAGUGGAAGUUGGACGAAAGCUGGACAAAGCUGACAGUGAGGGCAUGAAGGCUUGUGCUGGUCACCUUCAAAGAUUGGGCCAAUUGACGUAUGCCAGUGACCUGUACCAACGACUUGGGGACACAAAAUCUGUUGUCAUGCUCUAUGUGGAAGCUGGGGACUGGGAGGAAGCCUUUGUCUUGGCUGAGAAGCAUCCAGAAUUUCGGCAGGAGGUCUAUAUGCCUUAUGCCAAGUGGUUGGCUGAGAGUGACCGAUUUGUGGAAGCACAGCAAGCAUUUCACAAGGCUGGGCGACCAGAUGAAGCAUUUCGUGUCCUUGAACAACUCACCCAUAAUGCAGUCAAUGAGAACAGGUUCUGUGAUGCUGGGUACUAUUACUGGGUACUUUCAAUGCAGUGCUUGGAUCUUGCCAAGGAUGACACUGGGAAUCAGGAAAGCCUGUUGCAGCAGUUUGCUGAGCACCAAAAGAAGGCUGACAUGUACUAUACUUACCAUGUCAUUCAGAGAUACACAGAUGAACCAUUCACCUCCUUCACUUCAGAGCAAUUGUUCAACAUAGCUAGAUUUCUUGUCCAUGAACUUCUUCACAUGCAACCUAAAGGAAUCUCAAAGUUUGCUGCACUUUAUGCUUUGGCAAGGCAAGCCAGAACCUUGGGAGCAUUUAAGACAGCUCGGUAUGCUCUGGACAAACUUCAGGGAGUGCUAAUUCCUCGCAGUUAUCAAGAAGCAGUUGACCUUGCCUCAUUGGCCAUCAGGUGCAAGCCAUAUCAAGACAAUGAAGACCUACUGCCUCUUUGUUACCGUUGUUCCACUACAAAUCCACUUAUCAACAUCAGGGGGAACUGUUGUGUGAAUUGUGCCCAGCCAUUCCUACAUUCCUUUUCUCAUUUUGAAGUUUUGCCACUGGUGGAAUUUGUGCUGGAAGAUGGGAUAACUGAUGAGGAAGCUCAACGUCUCAUUGAAGCUGCUCCUAAUUCUUCUUCUUCUCGAGAGAAUUGGCGUGAAAGUAAGAGUGAGGGCACACAGAUGCUACGCCUUGAUGAACCAGAAAUAGAGAUGCCUGCAUCAGAGGAUCCUUUCACUGCCCGUCUCCUGGCUUUCGAGGAGGGAGGAGGGGAGUAUAACCCAGUGGUUGUCAAUCGAGCCACACUUAGAAGCAUGGAACCUCAUGAUGUCCUCAUCUGCUGCUGGCCAACUCCUCUCAAGUAUCACUAUUACCGAAACCUCAUACCUGACAUGUCCAUCACCAAAUGUGACUCUUGCAACAAGUUCUACCUGACAGAAGACUGGGAAUUGAGCGUUUUGCAGGAUGGUCACUGCCCCUUCUGCAGAAAGGCACAUUCCACUGGGAACAAUGAACAGGCAGAAUGAGCUGAUGCACUUUUCUCAUAAUACCCAAAGCCUCUGAUCUCACCAGAAAGUGCAAGUACAAGGCCAUCCCAUCUACUUCAUACCGUCCAGCUGUCUGUGAUUGAAUGUAUUUUUAUGCACUAUUUUCCUCCUCCAUUGAGCUAUAUAGCCCAGGACAUGAAUGUGAUAGGGUGUUAUCCUUUUGCCAUGCUAUGCCAUUAUAAUUUAACUUUAUUUGCCUUAUAUGUGACAUGUCAUUAGAUUUCUGUCCAUCUGUUGGUAAAGUUUAUUUCAUGCAUCCAAGGACUGUUUCAGUCUUGCUAGUCUAAGAUUCCAUUGUUUUUGCAACACAGGGACAUUUGACACAUCAUUAGCAAAAAGGCAUCAAGAUUAGAUCUUUGUGUAGGAUAAAUUGCUCACUAAUUGUGAAUUGGGAAAUUGUAAAUUAUGGGAUGCAGUCAUUGCAUCUGAGGGGUGUUAACAUUUAGUCUACAAAUUCUUGGUGAUUUCUCCCAUGAUUUUGCAUGCCUUCUUUUACCUGUGGUUUUACAUAUAUGUACACACCUGUUUCUUGGCAUCAGGGCAAUUUCUGAUGAGAUUAGUAUUUUUUUUGCUAAGUCUACAUUCACUGGCCACAAAGACAUUGAUACAAUGGAGUGAAACAAUCUCUAUGUUUUACCCAAGCACAUAGCAGUUUGUCAAGAAACUGAUUAGAAUCUCAAGGGC
Molecule: messenger RNA, 5826 nt
Organism: Darwinula stevensoni
Lineage: Eukaryota; Metazoa; Arthropoda; Ostracoda; Podocopida; Darwinulidae
Source: the annotation of a GenBank genome assembly